AUGUCUGAGGGUGUCGCGCAGCUCAAGCAUGAGGGCUCGCAGCGACAGGUCGUGGUAGCUGGCGCUGUCGCCGGCCUUGUGUCGCGCUUUGUUAUAGCUCCCCUCGACGUCAUCAAAAUCCGCCUACAACUCCAGAUCCACUCGCUCUCCGACCCCCUCAGCGUCCGCGGCGUCCAUGGCCCCGUCUACAAAGGAACCUUGGGCACCCUCAAGCAGAUCCUGCAACAAGAAGGCCUGACAGGGCUAUGGAAGGGCAACAUCCCCGCUGAACUGAUGUACCUGGCCUAUGGAAGCAUUCAGUUUUCUGCCUACACAUACGUCUCGUCUCUCUUGGAGCACCCCUCGCAGCCAGUACCUCUUCCUGGCUCAGCUGUCAACUUCAUCAGCGGCGCUGCUGCAGGUGCGGCCGCGACAACGGCUACCUACCCGCUCGAUCUGCUGCGCACACGGUUUGCCGCCCAGGGCAUCAAUCGCGUGUACACAUCCAUUGCAGCCUCACUCAAGCAGAUCGCGCAGCAGGAAGGGCCCACGGGAUUCUUCCGCGGCCUGGGCGCUGGCGUGAGCCAGAUUGUGCCCUAUAUGGGCUUGUUUUUUGCGACUUAUGAGGGUCUGAAGCCACUCGUGGCAGACUCGCCCGUACCCUUGCCCUUUGGCACUUCGGAUGCCGCUGCCGGCGUAAUUGCCAGUGUCUUGUCUAAAACUGCCGUUUACCCUCUUGACACCACACGAAAGCGUCUGCAGGUUCAAGGGCCCAUGUUGACACGCUACGUACAUGGUAACAUACCCGAGUAUAGAGGUGUGAUGAGUACGGUGUUGCGCAUAUGGAGGCAGGAGGGUAGACGUGGCAUGUACCGCGGCCUAACAGUCAGCUUGCUCAAGGCCGCGCCUGCGAGCGCCGUCACCAUGUGGACGUACGAAAGAGCCAUGGCAUUUAUGCUGGCUUGGGAACAAGAGCGAGCGUGA
Molecule: messenger RNA, 963 nt
Organism: Ascochyta rabiei
Lineage: Eukaryota; Fungi; Ascomycota; Dothideomycetes; Pleosporales; Didymellaceae
Product: mitochondrial thiamine pyrophosphate transporter
Exons: 3
Coding region: 1-963 (320 amino acids)
Biological process (GO): thiamine pyrophosphate transmembrane transport
Cellular component (GO): mitochondrial inner membrane
Molecular function (GO): thiamine transmembrane transporter activity
Source: RefSeq, a predicted model, not a curated record